Molecule: messenger RNA, 6118 nt
Organism: Xenopus laevis (African clawed frog)
Lineage: Eukaryota; Metazoa; Chordata; Amphibia; Anura; Pipidae
Gene: lama4.L
Product: laminin subunit alpha 4 L homeolog
Exons: 40
Coding region: 326-6073 (1915 amino acids)
Biological process (GO): regulation of embryonic development; regulation of cell migration; regulation of cell adhesion
Cellular component (GO): basement membrane; laminin trimer
Molecular function (GO): signaling receptor binding
Source: RefSeq, a predicted model, not a curated record
CCAGAAGGUAGAGUUGAAGGCUACGAGGGAAGGCAGACCCAGGAGACGAUUGCACAGACUGUAUCCUGCAGGCUCACACUGGAGAUAAAGAAGCUGCGCAGCAUAAAAGCUCUGGGGACUCAGACAUUGUUCGUGUUAACUGAACUCUCAAGGGAAAAGGCAGAGGAACCGGUACAGGAGGGGAAUGUUUCAGCGUGACUGAAAGCACAAGUGGCCAGCUAACAGUCUGCAGCACAUCUGCAAGCGAAAAGUGGAGUGAGGAGGCAGUGCGCGUUGCUGCUGCAGGAGACUUCGUGUAGUAUUCGGGAAGAGGGUGAAGACUAGAAUGGGUCACUUUUCCCGAGGGUAUCUUAUAUGCCUGUUAAUGUCACUAUGGAGGUAUCUGUGCCUCUGCAGUGGCUCAAUGGAAGGCAGCGCUUUCCAUUUGGACUCAGAAGGCAGCACUUCCAACCCCAGCGGCCAGGACUCGGGCAUGGUACAAGUGCAGCACGUUUUCAUCCCUGCCAAGCUCGUACCACUGGCACAGCGAUGUCAUUUGGGAUUUUAUUAUUCAGUUUCCGGAGAAUGUUUACCCUGUAAUUGCAAUGGAAACUCACAGAAGUGCUUGGAUGGAUCUGGAGAAUGUCUGGAUUGUCAAAGGAAUACAACAGGGGAACACUGUGAAAGAUGCCCACCAGGUUACCUAGGAAAUGUGGUCCGAGGAGUACCCAAAUCUUGUGUGCCAUGUCCUUGCCCUCUACCAUUUAGUCCUAACAAUUUUGCUCUUGCUUGCGGUGUCAAGAGUGGUUCUAUGCGCUGUAUCUGCAAGGACAAUUAUGCUGGGCCAAACUGUGAAAGGUGUGCCCCAGGCUAUUAUGGAAAUCCUCUUCUAAAGGGAAGUAUAUGUAAAAAAUGUGACUGCAGUGGGAACUCAGAUCCUAACCUGAUAUUUGAAGACUGCAAUGAGUUGACAGGACAAUGCAAUAAUUGUAUACACAACACUACUGGUUUUAACUGUGAACAAUGUGCACCGGGGUAUUAUGGCGAUGCUAGAGUGGCUAAAAACUGCAAAGAGUGCCGCUGUUCAAAAUGUGGUACAGAAACAUGCAAUGAUGUUACCGGGGCAUGUCAAUGCAAACCAGGAGUCACUGGUGUUUUCUGUGAUCGUUGUGAAACAGGUCACUAUGGUUAUAGCAGUUGCUUGGGCUGUCAGAAAUGUAUGUGUAGCCUGGCUUCUCUGGAUAACAACUGUGACCCCGAAACACGACAGUGUAAUUGUAAGCCUGGUGCAGGCGGUCUGAAAUGUGAGAGAUGCAAGCCAGGAUACUGGAAUUAUGGACCAUCUGGAUGUCAGAAAUGUGACUGUGGAGGUGGCCCAUGUAACAAUAAAACUGGGGAAUGUUUAUUAGAGGACCCAGAAUCUCCAGCAAAUUCCGACUGUUCAUUUGAUUGUGAUAAGUGUAUAUGGGACUUAAUUGAUGACCUCAGAAUAGCUUCAUCACUAGCAGAUGAAACAAAGACUACAGCGCUUAGUAUAUCAACUGGUGUUGCGGCUCAUAAACAUCUAAAUUACAUCAAUUCCACACUGAUCCAGCUUACGGAAAUGCUGGAGGAGAAGAACAAUCAAUCUGUAUUUACAGAUCUCAUGAUUGAAAAUGCAGAAAUUAAAGCAGAAGAUCUUCAGACCAAAGUAAAUAAGCUUGCAGACAAAGGAAAUCUAGCUGAGAUGAAAGGAUCUCGAUUUCACAAAGAAACCAUGGAAACCAUGAAACGGGCUAAGUUGACUGCAGGACAAGUAAAUGAUAUAGAAGAUGGCAUCCAAGAACUACUUGGCAAAUUAGAAUAUUAUGAAUCAUUGCAAGGAGACCUGAGCACCAGUGAUCGUGUUAAAAGUAAGAAACAAGCAGAGCAAAUGCUUGAGGAUAUGGAAGAACUGAACUUCAGUACACAAAGGAUUACCCUAGAAGAAGAAAAGGAAUAUGUUGAAGAGUUGCUGACUGAAAUCUUAGAUGAUUGGCAGCAAGUACAAAACAAUACCCGAUCUUUUCUUCCUAACGUACUAGAGAAAAUUGCAGAACACGAUGAUGAGCUUGCAGAUCUGUAUGAAGCAAUGGAGGAAGCACGCCAACACAUCAACCAAACUACAGAAAAAAAUAAGGCAAACACUGGCAAGCUUCAAAUGUCCAAUAUUCAAACAGUAAAGGUGAUUAAGGAAGUGGAAAAUGUCAGUGGAACAUUGACACAGGCUAACAUAACAUUGAAUGGCGCAAACAUGCUUAUUUCUGACAUCAGCGAUAUCACCAAGAACAUGUCUGGACAUCAUGCUGAAAUAGAUGGAGCUUACAUCGGACUAAAAGAAAGACUUGCAAAUUUGUCUCAUAAUGUUGAAAAUAUAGUUGAAGAAGCUGUGACUCACUCUCUUAACCUUCAAAGAGAAGCAAAUGGGCUGACCAGCGACUUAAAGGGAAUCGAUGCAAAUGGAUUUGUUCAAAAAGCCAUUGAUGCCUCCAAUGUCCAUGAGAGCAUUGUUAAUAGGAUUGAAGCUGCUAAUGAGACGUCAUUUAUUGCACUAAAUACAGCAGAAAGAGUUAAUGAUGCUUCAGAUGGAAUGGACAACCAGAUAAAGUAUCAGAUGACAGAGAAUGAGAAACUGUUGGUUCAAGCUAAAGAACUGAAGGAGGCAUCUGAUUCGAGAAAAGACUUAGGAAUUUCAGAAACGAAACAACGUGUAAAUGAUGCUGCUCUGAGAAAAGAUGCUUUAAGCGAUAGACUAGAAAAUGCCAUUUCUCAGAUUGAAGUACACGAAGAUGAGAACACAAGAAAGCGACUAGAAAAAUCGAAACUGGUUGCUGAGGAAGCCUUAAACAUCACAGCUAUGAUAUCAAAAUUGACCAAUCCAAUGUCCAAGAAUGCCAAGAUUUGGACCAAAGAUCUUAUUGAUACAGAUUUUGAUGCUUCUGCUUAUAACAAGGUUGUAAACUCAGCAGGAGAGGCUGUUAGGAACCUCACAGAGGUAGUCCCUUUGCUUCUGAAUAAGCUGCGAACAGUAGAAUACAAGUGGCCUACAAACAAUAUAUCAUCAAGCAUUCUCCGCAUUAGGGAGCUUAUAGCACAAACAAGGAGUGUGGCCAGUAAGGUCCAAGUGUCAAUGCGGUUUGGAGGUAAAUCAGCUGUUGAUGUGAGUCUAAGAACAAAUGUGGCAGACCUGAAAGCAUAUUCUUCUAUCAGUUUGUACCUAAACCCGAUUGCACACCAGGAAAAACCUCAUGACAAACUCAUUAUGUAUUUCGGAAAUAAGAAUUCUACAUCAGACUACAUGGGUCUUGCAAUUAAGAGCAACAAUCUGGUUUAUGUGUACAAUCUGGGAAGUGGAGAUGUUGAGAUUCCACUGGAUUCCAAGCCUGUCAACUCCUGGCCCGGAUAUUUUAGUCUCAUCAAAAUUGAAAGGCUGGGCCGACAUGGCAAAGUGCUUUUAACUGUACCUAGUCCAAGUAGCACAGCAGAAGAAAAAUUCAUUAAGAAGGGUGAGGCUACUGGAAGAGAUUCUGUUCUAGAUCUAGAUCCCGCCAGCAUGGUGUUUUAUGUUGGUGGGGUUCCUUCAGGAUUUCAGCUUCCCGCCAGCUUAAAUCUGCCAGGCUUUGUUGGUUGUCUAGAGCUUGCUACUGUCAAUGAUGAUGUUGUUAGCUUGUACAAUUUUAAGAACAUCUACAACAUGAACACAGUCACAGCACCACCGUGUGCCAGGAAUAAAUUGGCCUUCACACAGAGCCGUGCAGCAAGCUAUUUCUUUGAUGGGACUGGAUAUGCUGUUAUACGCAAUAUAGAAAGGAGGGGUCGCUUUACCCAAGUCACUCGCUUUGAUAUAGAAGUCCGAACACCAGUAGAUAAUGCCCUUAUUUUACUCAUGGUUAAUGGAACCAAAUUCUUUAGUCUGGAGCUCCAAGAUGGAUAUCUGAGACUGCAGUAUGAUUUUGGCUUUGCCAAGGGGCCUGUGCUUCUUGAAGAUUCAGCGAAGAAGUUUCAGAUAAACGAUGCAAGAUAUCAUGAGAUCUCAGUCAUUUAUCACAAUUCCAAGAAGAUGAUAUUGGUGGUUGACAGAAGACAUGUGAAGAGUGUUGACAAUGAAAAGACAUCAAUUCCUUUCUCUGACGUUUAUAUUGGAGGAGCGCCUUCUCCAGUUUUGCAGAGUGUGAAGAGUCACCUAGCUGCAGACAUUUCCUAUAAGGGAUGCAUAAAAGGUUUCCAGUUUCAGAAGAAGGAUUUCAAUUUGCUGGAAGAACCAGAGACGCUUGGUAUCAGCUAUGGCUGUCCUGAAGAAUCACUUAUGUCCCGUCGAGCUUAUUUUAAUGGGCAAAGUUUUAUUGCUUCUAGUCAGAAGCUGGCUCCUUUCGAGUCCUUUGAAGGUGGCUUUAGUUUCAAAACUUUACAGCCCAGCGGUCUGUUGCUUUAUCACUCUGAAGGGGCUGAUAUGUUUUCAUUAUCCAUGGAUAAAGGAUCAGUUGUCUUCAGAAUAAAAGACAUCAAAGUGCAAUCUAAAAAUAGGAAAUACAAUGAUGGGAAGAACCACUUUGUGGUUGCUUCAGUCUCCCCAACAAGGUAUCAGUUGCUGGUAGAUGAAACAGAUGCAAGUGUAGAAGAUAGACAGAAAUCUGAUGCAAGCUCUCCGGUGGCAAGAAAGUUUUAUUUUGGAGGCACCCCAACUGGAGUUUCCCAGGCCAAUUUCACAGGGUGUAUCAGCAAUGCUUAUUUCACAAGAGUUGACAGAGAUGUUGAAGUUGAGGAUUUUCAGAAAUACACAGAGAAAGUCCAACCUUCUCUUUAUGGGUGUCCAGUUGAAACACCUCCUAUUGCUCUGCAUCAAAAGCAUGGUAAAAAUUCCUCUAAAGACAAAGGAAAGCUAAAGAAGAGUGUUGGAAUGGAAAAAACAUUAGAGUCUCAAGCUGCAAUUGGGUCCAAAGAGACAGAACAAGACUUAGAAUUAGUCUCGCAGUGCACCCUCUCUAGCAGACCAAAGGCUGCCAGACAGGCACAUCUCUAUGGUGGCAUAGCCAACAGCCGACAGGAAUUCAAACAGAUCCCUAAUGGCUUCAAUGAAAAAUCUGAACUGUUUGUAAGACUGAAGACAUACUCAUCCAAUGGAAUGAUCUUCUAUGUCUCUGAUAAAGAGGAAAACAAUUUUAUGACUCUCUUUCUGUCUCAUGGCCGACUCACCUUCAUGUUUAACCAUGGGCAGCAAAAGAUAAGGAUCAAGUCUCAAGAGAAGUACAACGAUGGCUUAUGGCACAGUGUGUUAUGCAUCCGGGAAAAGAACAAAGGAAGAUUAAUCAUUAAUGGGCUCCGUGUAUUAGAAGACAGUACUUCUGUUGCUGCUGUUAUUUGGACUGUGGAUGCACCAUUUUAUCUAGGAGGUGUAGCGCCUGGAAUAGCAAUCAAAAAUGUUCAGAUCAACUCAGCGUACAGUUUCAGUGGCUGCCUUAGCAAUUUGCAGAUGAAUGGACGCUCUUUGACGUCACCUUCCCAGACAUUCAGUGUAACACCUUGUUUUGAAGGCCCCAUGGAAUCUGGAACCUACAUUUCAUCAGAAGGAGGAUAUGUGAUUCUUGAUGACUCCUUCAGUACUGGGUUAACAUUUGAGUUUGCCCUUGAAGUCCGUCCACGAAAUAACUCUGGAAUCUUGAUUCACAUACAAAAUGUGAAUGGAGAGUAUUUGAAUUUACACAUGAAGCAGGGACAGGUUGUUGUUAAGGUGAAAAAUGGCAACAGAGAGUUUUCUACACAUGUCCUACCAAAACAGAGUCUCUGUGAUGGCCAGUGGCACCGAAUUGCAGUGAUACGAGAUGGAAAUGUAGUACAACUGGAUGUGGAUUCUGAGAUAAACCAUGUGGUGGGCCCCAUUAACACCAAAGUGCUGGAGCUGAAAGAGCCUGUGUUUGUUGGAGGUGUACCAAAUUCUUUACUUGGGCCUACACUGACUACACGCAACUCUUUUACUGGCUGUAUCCGUAACUUUGUGAUAGAUGAACAUGCUGUAAGUUUCAAUAAAGCAUCUCUUGUCAGUGGGGCAGUGAGCAUCAAUUCCUGCCCUGCCGCUUAGAAGUCCAUGCUGUAACAUGUUUAUAAUAAACAAAUAAUUUCGAAA